CCACCAGUCUAGGCGUUGCGUGCCCAGACCGCGCCACUCCGGCUGCACCUCGGGCUGCAGCGCACACGGCUUCUGGGCCUUCCCCGCGGGAGCCUCGCCGUUGCCGGUGCUCUCCGCUCGCAGCCGUGUCCAGACCCGAGAGGGGCCCGGCGGGUCCUCGCACUUCUCGCUAGGGCACCAUGCCCAACGACGACGCGUUCAGCAAGCCGUCUGCCCCUUCGGAGGCCCCACACGCCGCCGGGGCACCCCCGCAGGGCAAGGCCGGGGGCUUUGGCAAAGCGGCUGGGGCGCUGCUCGGGAGCAGUGGUGGCGCGAGCGCCGGGGGCAGCGGCGGAGGCGGCGGCUCCUCGGGCUCCGGGGCGUCGGGCAUGGGCUCCGGGAGCAAGAAGUCCCCGCGGCUGCCCAAGUGCGCGCGAUGCAGGAACCACGGCUACGCGUCGCCGCUCAAGGGCCACAAGCGCUUCUGCAUGUGGCGGGACUGCCAGUGCAAGAAGUGCAACCUGAUCGCCGAGAGACAGCGCGUGAUGGCCGCGCAGGUGGCCCUGAGAAGGCAGCAGGCCCAGGAGGAAGAAUUGGGGAUCAGCCACCCCAUCCCGCUGCCCAGCGCUGCUGAGCUGCUUGUCAAGAGAGAGAGCAAUGGCAGCAACCCGUGCCUGAUGACCGAGAGCAGCAGCCCCUCGCAGCCUGCGCCGGCCAGCACCCCCACCACUGCAGCGUCAGAGGGACGCAUGGUCAUCCAGGAUAUUCCUGCUGUCACCAGCAGAGGGCACGUGGAGAACACACCUGACCUGGUGUCUGACUCCACCUACUACAGCAGCUUCUACCAGCCAUCUCUGUUCCCUUACUACAACAAUCUGUACAAUUACCCGCAGUACUCCAUGGCCUUGGCUGCGGAUUCCUCUUCUGGGGACGUGGGAAGCCCCCUUGGCGGGUCCCCCGUGAAGAACAGCCUUCGGAGUCUCCCAGCACCUUAUGUGCCUGGGCAGACAGGAAACCAGUGGCAGGUAAAAAACUCGGAGAACCGCCACGCAGUGAGUUCCCAGUACAGGAUGCAUUCUUACUACCCGCCUCCCUCCUACCUGGGCCAGAGCGUGUCCCAGAUCUUCACUUUCGAGGAUGGCCCCUCUUACUCAGAAGCCAAAGCCAGUGUAUUCUCGCCGCCCAGCAGUCAAGAUUCUGGCUUGGUUUCCCUCUCCAGCAGCUCUCCUAUUAGUAACGAGAGCACAAAGGGAGUGCUUGAAUGUGAGUCUGCCCCCGAGCCCAGCAGCUUCGCCGUCACUCCCGUCAUCGAAGAGGACGAGUAAAUGAUGCCUGGUGCCUUUGGCGGUUUCCUUCACUUGGAAUAGCAGGCUUAUUCCAUUUAGACACGGGGUUUGUUGUUAAUAUUUUGCCUUGACUCAUGUCGACUUAACUGUUGAGAGCGUGUUUGGUUUAUACUCCUUAGAGCUUAGCACAGAGGCUAAAAUACAUUUGGAAUAGUUUAGGAUCCUUGAUACCAUCUGCAAGAACUAAGUGCUUUGUUCAUGGAGUUAAAUAGUAGUAUCCCCCCCCCCCAUUUUUCAUGAUUCUGGUUUACAUGUAGUUUUAAAAAAAUACAAUAAUUCACUAAAGUCAGGGAGUACAUUUGCAUCUAAAUGUGUCAUAAUUAGAUAUUACUUCUGGUUUUAAAAUGAAAUCUUAGGUGCCUUAGAUGUUUCUAUUUUAGUAUUUUAAUAAAACCGCAAAAAUAUAAAUUUAGCCAAGUGCCUGACCAGUGAGAAGAAGAACGCAAACUUAGUGAUUGUUCUAGAAAUCUAUAGGUCAGAGUAAUUGGAAAUACUGUGUGUUUGUGUUGCUGUUGGAAAAGCCAAGCUCUCCUCCAUCCUCCCAACUCAAAAACAUGAUUGAAAUACAGUUGGAAAAAGACAUUAAAGUCCUAAAGAACCACUGCAUUUUCUAUAAAGGGUGUAAUUUCAAAACAAAACAUUUUAAAGUAACCUCAGCGAUACAAAAUUCCUGGGUUUGUUUCUAGAAUAAUAGGAGAGUUUAUCCUACACAUUCUUUCUACUACAGGGGGAAAAAAAUGGAUGCAAUCUAGACUAUUUUGUAACCUUAGGUUGUAAUCUGAUUUGAAAAUAAGUACAUCUUUAAAAGUUACUACGGAUUUCUGAGUUCAUUAUUUUGUUAAAAAUUGCUUGUGGAGUACUUCCUUAUGUAACAGAAGCCAUCCUGAAAUGAAACUAGUCGGAAAAAAAUUCAUUGUUCUGUGUAGUUGCAGCUGUACCUGAAAUAAAAAUGUUAUUGAUGACUGAAUUUCCUUGUGUGUAUAUUUGGUGAGCGGUAUUAAACAGGAAAAAAGAAA
Messenger RNA from Mustela lutreola (European mink), 2341 nucleotides. It is a transcript of the gene DMRT1, whose product is annotated as doublesex and mab-3 related transcription factor 1. Gene Ontology annotation, biological process: sex differentiation; regulation of transcription by RNA polymerase II. The record is from RefSeq and is a predicted model, not a curated record. Gene Ontology annotation, cellular component: nucleus. The transcript is spliced from 5 exons. Bases 180 to 1304 code for a protein of 374 amino acids. NCBI's taxonomy places the organism in Eukaryota, Metazoa, Chordata, Mammalia, Carnivora, Mustelidae. Gene Ontology annotation, molecular function: DNA-binding transcription factor activity, RNA polymerase II-specific; RNA polymerase II cis-regulatory region sequence-specific DNA binding.